GCCAGGCCAGCACGAACCAUGUCCGCCCUCAUACGACCCCUGCAGUCCCUCAGACCUGCAUCCCGCCACCUCGCACGAUGCGCCUCCACCUCCGUCUCGGCGCCCUCCCCCGAGUCCUCCACCCCUCCCCCUGCCGACCCUCAGUCGUCGACAUCUGCCCUCCCUCGACCCGCCUUCUCCGUCCCAUACACCCCUGUGCCACGUCUGCCCAACUUCCCCAACACCCACAACUCCCCUACGCACAAGCAUUACAACCACCCCACACCGCUCUUCACCCCAUUACCGGCAGACCAAAUGCCCGAGGGCUUAGGUGAACAGGGACCGCAGGUGUUGGAGAACAAGUUGGCGGCUAUCACGGGGCUCAGCAGAGCAGAGAUCAGAGGGCUUUGCAAAUUUACUGUGCGAUCCAAGAAAGUGCAGCACAUGACAAAAAAGGGAAAGAUGGCGAGCCAGCAAGCAUAUGUCGUCGUUGGAUCACCAGAACGAGGUCUUGUUGGUCUUGGACGAGGUCGAGGACACUCUGGUGCUACUGCACAGGACGACGCGUUCCAGAAAGCUGUAUUGAGUAUGGACUAUGUCAACAAAUACGAGUCCAGAACGCUCUGGGGUGAAGGCAAAGAUCUCGUGGGCAAAUGGGGAGCUGCCAAAGUGCACUUGCGUGCGCGACCUCCCGGUAUGUGUCUAAAGGCUAAUGCAGUCCCCACGCUCAUAAUGUCUCAGGAUUCGGUCUCAUGGUACCUCCCAUGAUCCAUCGUGUCUUUACCGCAUGCGGUAUCAAGGAUGCCAGUGCAAUGAUUGUUGGGUCCCGAAAUCGUCCAGAUGUUCUCAAGGCCACCAUCCAGGUUUUACACGGUGGCGGGAACCCUUCCGGGUUUGGAACAGGUCUCUUUGGAAAGAAGGGGCCUAGAGAGAACAAGGGCAGGGGGAUGAGAAGCAAGGAUGAGAUUGAAAGGGAGCGUGGGAGAUAUGGUGUGGAUGUUGGGAGGAGGGUUUGAGCAUACUUCAUUUGCAUCAUAUCAUGACUUUAUGAUAUACUUCACGGACGUUUGUCUCGAGCUAGCGUUGCAGUUGAAAUGCUGCAUAUUCUUUCGGCGAUGAGGGUCUUGGCCCUGUGUUGAAUGAGAACGAACGUAAAAUCAAGACCAGCAUAAGAUCACGUACUAUGUAGUCGGGCUCUUGCAAUCAGUAGUGCCUCUCUUCAUCGUACUCUCUGACGGAGCGAGUUGAGGAUUGGGCCAACCAUUGACAAGUGAAACCGAAAAAAAAGGGGAUAGGCAAUGCUUUCAAGCACCAGCGGUGGGCCGUUAUCAAAGAGCCCACGUCU
Cryptococcus amylolentus CBS 6039 is the source of this 1324-nucleotide messenger RNA. RefSeq lists its product as hypothetical. The record is from RefSeq and is a predicted model, not a curated record. Bases 19 to 747 code for a protein of 242 amino acids. Lineage: Eukaryota; Fungi; Basidiomycota; Tremellomycetes; Tremellales; Cryptococcaceae. Gene Ontology annotation, cellular component: ribosome. The transcript has 3 exons. Gene Ontology annotation, molecular function: structural constituent of ribosome; RNA binding. Gene Ontology annotation, biological process: translation.